CCUAGAAAACGUAGUGCAUGAUAAUACUAAUUCUUCCUCGUUGAGAAGUUGGCAGACAUGUCCAUUUCUGUGAGAGAAUAGUUAAUGAUACGAUUUUAGCAAGCUGAAUUCAGUAAGACUUCUGUAGAAGCAUGUCAAAUUAAAAUCCUAAAGAUGACUACCGCUGUCAGUAGUAGUAUAAUAGGGCUCUAUAAAGAUUCCGGAUACAACGUGCAUUGAAAUAUGCCGACCUUGGGCUCACUGGUCUCGUGACAAUUCGAUUCACGCGUGUGACUUGUAACAAAACGAAUAAACUAUGUCUAUUCUCAAUUCAGGAAAGACUUAUCGGUAAUAAAUUUCAUAAUUUUUAAUGUUUUCUCCUCAGGCUUCUAGAUACUCCUACAAACUGCCAUGGUGGAAUUUGGGAGGAACAUCUGAUAGUGGUUUCGUGUAUGCCAUGGCCAAAAAAGCCAGACCUCAGGAACCAGUUCUGCUAGAUGCCGCAGAGGCAUCAGAGGACGAAUCCAAACCUUUGUAUUCUGCACCUGACUCUUAUCGAGGUCUUUCAUAUGCCCCAAAUGUCGCCUAUAUAAGAAAUCCACCAAAAAACUUUCGAGCAGCAGCCAUUCUUAGUGCCAUUAUUUGCUUCUUUCCACUGGGACUAUUUGCUGUCUAUUGUUCAUUCAGAGUGGACAAGUUAUACCGGAGAGGAGAUUUGUCAGGCUCUACCAUCGCCUCCGACAGAACGCGAUUCCUGAUAAACAUGACACUUCUUCUUGGCUCCCUUCUUUGGUUUGGCGGAAUAAUAGGGGUGAUACUAUUUGCGAAUAGGUUGGGCUGAAAAUGUAUUACUUUUACAUGUAUAAUGUAUGUGCUUCUAAUAUGUUGUCGAUGCGCCCAGUAGGGCGAGUUCAGGCACAUAAAGAAUCCGGAAUCUCUUCAGGUGUGUGCAUCACGUGACCACAUGCAUUUUUUACAAUUCCACUUCAUAUUAAGUGCAUAUUGGGCAAAUCUAAAUAUUUGGUUUUACCAAGCUCGGGGUUGGUUAGACUCUCCCUUCCUCCCUUUAUAAGACUGUCUAACACAUAGUCUCCACUAAUGAAAUAAAGAUGUUUGGGGGGGGGGGGGGGGGGGGGGGGGGGGGCUCAUGGAAAAACUCUCAAGUUUAUUCAAUGUUAAGGUGUCAAUAUCCUUUGUAAGAAAUCUUAUAAAGAACAUAGGUAGUUUACCUAUAUACAGCACAGAAUCUCAUAUAAGUAUACAUUCAUGACUGUUCUCACCAUAACUGGGUCACAAGCAAGGAUAGGAAAUCUUUUUGAAAUUUGUUGAGCUAAUGUGUAAGCAUUCUUACACAGUGUGGAUUUAAACGAGAACACCGUUACACUAAAGGACACAAAAGGGACUCCCCCAAGUUUUACAUUGGAAUGGGGGGAAAUAUUUCCGAAAGUUUCUCUGAAACAAGGGCAACAUUUAUCAAAAAGGCAAGCACCCUCAUAUAAUAUUCAAUUUUCUUGAAACAAUUGCCCCUGGGGGCCAGAAUAGGACACUGCCAAUAGGAGAUAUCAAUAUAUCAUUAAACUCUUUUUCUCUCUGGAUCAAUGGUAAUACAAUGUACUGUUCAAACUGGGUUAAACCCUGGGCAUAAUCUUUAUUUCAAGAACCAUAAGGAUACAGUUCGUCUAAUCAAUAUGAAGAGUAGAUUUAAUUUUCUUCAUUCUAUGACCUUGAAGCCAGAGCUGGUCCACAACAAAGAUCUAAAGAUUUAUAUUUUAAAUAGUUAUAAUGCGCCAUUGCCUUAAGCUAGAGUUGGCAUACAGUAGAAAUAUAUAAAGAUUGCCUGCGCGAGUCUUUCAAAUAACAAUAUAAUUCGUUUGUGAAAACAAUGUGCAAACACCCUGAAAUAUGAAUGGUGGAGUAGCAGGUCUAAACUUAUUGUCGAGCCACCACUAGUGUUUCAGCAAGGUAUCUUAUGUGCAAAGUGACUUGUUGAAUUGUGGUUAAUACUUGUAUUUGUUUUUCAAUUUCUCGCUCUAUUUUCAUGUUUAAUCUGUUUAUCUUGUACUCUGCAAUUAUUUUUUAAAAAUGUGUAAUUACCAAAUGGAAUGUCCCAAGAAUGUUAUGUUUCUUUUCUAUGUUUAUUACCAAAAAUGUACAUUUAUUCACAUGUAUAAAUUUGUACAAAUGUUUUAUUUAUUGUUUGGUAUUAAAAAGAAAGUUAAUACUUCAAA
Molecule: messenger RNA, 2207 nt
Organism: Ostrea edulis (European flat oyster)
Lineage: Eukaryota; Metazoa; Mollusca; Bivalvia; Ostreida; Ostreidae
Exons: 4
Coding region: 350-820 (156 amino acids)
Cellular component (GO): membrane
Source: RefSeq, a predicted model, not a curated record